AGGCGUCACUACUCGUCUGUACGAAAUCUGACGACGCAGGGUCCAGACUCCACCAGUCCACCCUGUAAUUCAUGGCGAAGGACGAGGAAGGUGAGCACAGGACGAACAGCAACAGCAAGCUCGAAACUAAUCCGGUGAUAAAUGCAUGCGCCCCAACUUCCAACUCACAGUUCCUCCUCGUCAUUCAAAGGAAAGUGGCAGGCAGGCUAGCUGCUCGGUUGACACACGAGCACACACAAGACAAAUGCCGCCACGCCGGCCGGCGGCGCAGUGCGUCCGAUAUAUGGCGGCGUUCUGGUUCAUCAUCCUCCUCGUCACUUUCUUCUCCGGCUUCGCUGCCGCCACCACCGGCGUGACCACGUCCACCUCGAACCAGAAGCCGACGUAUAUCACCAGCCUUCCGGGACUCGACGGCGCGCUGCCUUCCCUUCUCGAGACCGGGUACGUGACCGUCGACGAGGAGAACGGGGCAGAGCUGUUCUACUACUUCGUGGAGUCGGAGGGCGACCCCGGCCGUGACCCCGUCCUCCUCUGGCUCACCGGCGGCCACCGCUGCAGCGUGCUCAGUGGAUUGGUCUUCGAGAUCGGCCCGGUGGAGCUCGUCAGGGAGCCGUAUGACGGCAUCAGCCUGCCGCGGCUGCGGUGGAACCCAAACUCGUGGACCAAGGUGGCUAGCAUCCUCUUCGUGGACUCACCGGUCGGCGCAGGCUUCUCAUUCUCCCGUGACCCCAACGGCUACGACGUCGGCGACGUCUCUGCUUCGCUGCAGCUCAUCGAAUUUCUCUACAAGUGGUUCAGCGCGCAUGAGGAUUACCUUGCAAACCCAUUCUACCUCGGAGGAGGUUCAUACGCCGCGAAGCUCGUACCAUUCAUCACCCAGAAGAUCUCAGAAGGUAUUGAAGCUGGAGUGAGGCCGAUUAUUAACCUCAAGGGCUAUACGGUCGGUAAUCCCCUUACAGGUGAUAGCAUUGACUUUGAUUCGCGAGUGCCAUACUGCCAUGGAGUUGGAGUAAUUUCAGAUCAGUUGUAUAAGACGAUAAUGGAUAACUGCCAUGGAAAGGGUUACAGUAACCCCAGGACUUUUAUUUGUGCAAAAGCUAUGUCCAAGUUCAACGAACUAUUCGAUGAAAUCUCUGCGCCCCACAUUCUGCAUAACAAGUGCAUCGCGGUGUCUCCAGGACCAAGUGAUGUAAGUAGAAGAAAGAUCUUGAACGAGGAGGUUGACUUACUGCAAAACCCACCACCUCGUCCUCCGAUUGAAUGCAUUGAGUACCCGCACUAUCUGUUGUAUUUUUGGGUUAACAAUAAUGCCACACGUGAAACUCUUGGGAUCAAGAAGGGGACCGUGAAUGAGUGGGUGAGGUGCCACCAAGGGGAUCUACCUUAUGAUGAGGAUAUCGUAAACGGCAUAGAGUAUCAUCGUAAGGUUGCAUCACUGAAUUACCGAACUUUGGUAUAUAGUGGCGACCAUGAUGCUGUUCUGCCAUUUCUUAGUACCCAAGCAUGGGUGAGAUCACUCAGCGACCACAUUGUGGAUGACUGGAGGGCCUGGCAUCUUGAUGGCCAGUCUGCAGGAUUCACCAUGACGUAUGGAAACAAUGUGACGUUCGCUACUGUGAAGGAUUGGGUUCCCAACCCAUGGUAUCGAACACAGCCUAUUCUAAGUAGUGUCCACCACAAAGGCUAUUCUAAUCAAUUAGGGCGGAGGACAUACUGCACCAGAGUACCAGCCAGAGAGAUGUUUUGCAAUGUUCAGCCGUUGGAUUUCCAACAGGCCACUUUGAUCUGCGUACAUUUGAUGUAAUCUAGGUAUUUAACUUCAAUAAUGGUGAACUGGACUCUCCACAUCAUGCUGAGGAACACAUGUGCACUUUCUAGUCUUAUAUAAAAAAGCUUAUGGUUUGAUGUAA
This is a messenger RNA of Oryza sativa Japonica Group (Japanese rice), 1910 nucleotides long. The record is from RefSeq and is a predicted model, not a curated record. NCBI's taxonomy places the organism in Eukaryota, Viridiplantae, Streptophyta, Magnoliopsida, Poales, Poaceae.